GCUCAAAUCUUUCUUUUGUCUCCGUCUAUCUCUCUCUCUGUCUCCGUCUUCGUCUGUCUAUCUGUCCGUUUGAAGAACCGGGAGCUGAAGUCAUAGCCUCGUGCCCAGCAUGUCUCUCCCGCAACAGCUGAGAGAUGAAAGUGAUUUCGAUCAACUCCCGGAUAACAUUCCGGUCACUGCGACCAUUGCUGAUGUCGAGGAGAAGAAAGGAUUCAUUGUUUACUAUAGGUUUGUGAUCGAGGUGAAGACCAAGGGCAACAGUAAGUACCUGAUCUACAGGAGGUACCGCCAGUUCUACGCUCUGCACGAGAGCUUGUUGCUGAAGUACGAAGCCCAGCCGGGAUAUUACGGCUGCCAGCUACCGAACCUGCCAGGCAAAGUGUUUAUGGGAAACAAAAAGGAGAUCGCAGAGAGCAGAAUCCCCGAGCUCAAUAAUUACAUGAAGAGGUUGCUAUGUCUUCCUACCUGGAUACUCUUGGAUGAUCUGAUACGGAUGUUUUUCUACCAGACUGAGUCGGACAGCCAACAGAUCCCUCGGGCCCUGAGACGUUUGCGGCCCCCCACACGCAAAGUGAAAACCGUAAAGCCCAAAACAGACCUUCUCUCGGCUCCCAGAGCAGAGGUUGUGUUUGACUUCAGCGGCAGCGGACGCCUUGAGCUCAAUCUGAAGGCUGGAGACGUGAUCUUCCUCCUGCGGAGAGUCAAUGCAGACUGGCUGGAGGGCACUGUGAGGGACAAAACAGGCAUCUUUCCUGAGUCAUUCGUGAAGAUUAUUAAACCUCUUCCCGAGAGUGACUCUGAUGAAGAGGGCGGAGCUUCAAAGAAGGCGGAUCGUGCCCAGGGUUCAUAUAGCUGCCUGCGCUGCUAUAUGCUGAAGCCGGAAGGCAUCGAUACAAGGGACAUUUGUGUUGAGGAAGACCUCUCAAUUCAACCAUCUUAUCAGGAUCUGCUCUCCCGAAUGAGGGAUUUGUUUCAGGUGGAUGAUAUUGCUCUAAACUACAGAGACCCCGAGGGGGAUCUGGUACGGAUAUUAGACGAUGAAGAUGUCACACUCAUGAUACAAGAGAACAAACGGACAAAGUCAGAGGUCAAAAGACCUGUCAAUCAGUAUCCAUGGGAGCUGCUGGUCACACAUUCCAAAGAUCUGUCGGUCUACAACACAGAGUAUUAACAUGACCGUGUGUUUGUCUGUGACCUCCUUAAAAUUUCACAAUCAUUGCAGAAUUUCAUGUGGUUUUCCAACACAAACUCAAGGCAAGUCGUGGUAUAGUCAUGACAUAUUUGAUUUAUCUAUGUGUUCAUGUCCACUUUUUUGUGCCACUGAGCAUUUUUUCGUGUCUGUAGUACAGCUUUCUUUUUUUGUGUCAUUUUAUAUUUCUCAUAGUUUUUUUCCUAUUUUUAAAUCAUUGCUUGGGGUUGGGGUUAGUUUGGGGUUUGGGUUAGGAAGUAAUUUUAUGAAUUUUUUUCUACAUGUUUUUUUUUUCGAUUUUAAAUGUGUUUUCACUGGGGUUGGGGUUAGUUUUGGGUUUUGGUUAGGAUGUAAUAUCAUGUAUUGGUUUCUACACAUUAUUUUUAUGAUGUUAAAACGAUUUUCGUUUGGUUAGGAUGUAAUUUUACACUGGAAAAAAAAUAUUUUCAAGAAAUUUCUGUAAAAAUAUCUAAAUUAAGAUGCUUUUUCUUGAUGAGCAAAACAACCCAAGAAAAUAAGUCUAAAAAUAUCAAAUUUAAGUGAUUUUGUGCAUAAAACAAGCAAAAAAAUCUGCCAAUGGGGUAAACAAAAAAAUCUUAAACAUUUUUCUUGAACACUAAAUUCAAGAAAAAUUCAAAAAAAGAGAUUUUGCUUGUUUUAUGCACAAACUUACUUAAAUUUUAUAUUUUUGGUCUAAAAACUAGACUUAUUUUCUUGGAUCGUU
This is a messenger RNA of Misgurnus anguillicaudatus (oriental weatherfish), 1913 nucleotides long. It is a transcript of the gene ncf4, whose product is annotated as neutrophil cytosolic factor 4. Gene Ontology annotation, biological process: phagocytosis; respiratory burst; superoxide anion generation. Gene Ontology annotation, molecular function: superoxide-generating NADPH oxidase activator activity; phosphatidylinositol binding; protein binding. Gene Ontology annotation, cellular component: NADPH oxidase complex; cytoplasm. Lineage: Eukaryota; Metazoa; Chordata; Actinopteri; Cypriniformes; Cobitidae. The record is from RefSeq and is a predicted model, not a curated record.